CCAAGCAGAAAAUUGUGGCAUAUGUACGUAUUGUAAGGACAGACAAAAGUUUGGAGGCAGUGGAAAACUGAAACAGUGCUGUAUCAAAAAACGAUGCAGAAAAAUGCUUUACCUUAGAAAGAAAAAUAGCCACGGAUUGGGAUCAACGCUGAUUCCUCCUACACAGGAAAUACCAGUGAUACAACACGGAUUUGUCUUUCUUCGGGACAUAUGUGAUGAAAAACUGUUAACAAUGUUUAGGAAAAAGACGAUCAAAAUGGAAACUGACGAUACAGACGCAGCAUCAAAUAUAGCGCCAAACGACAUCAUGGCAUCACAAAAUUCAGGACAGACACAGAGGAAGCGGAAAUUCGAUCACCACUGCUUAGAUCUCAAUGAAUACCUGCCUCCUGCCAAAUUUAGGAGGAAAAAAUGUUUGGAAAACAGUGAUCCUUUAGAGGGUGUUGAUAUUAACAAAUUAGUUACCUAUUUAGAAAAACGAAAUGAGAAAGACAGAAAGUUCUUACAAGCUGCCAGAUGCAAGAGUUUAAGAAAUGACCCAGAAAGAGUGUGUAUGCCAACCCUGAACUCAGAAACGGAGGAAGAGAUACUACAUCCAUAUGGCCAUUUGAAAUCUUUACCCUCUUCAAUAAAUAGACCAGCAGCUUUCAGUUCUUUCAAGUGUACACAGUGUAUGCCAACACUGAUGUCAGAAACUGAGGAAGAGAAACUUCAUCCAUUUGGUCAUCUGAAGUCUUUGCCCUUUUCCACAGACACCCCAGCAGCUUUCAGUUCUUUCAAGAGUACACCCCUUCAAAAUCCUCCAUAUUUGACAAAACAGGAUAACACAUCCAAUAAUGACACAAUGGAUACAUAUAGGGGCGUCUCAGAUCCGCCUACGAUAGACUUGUAUGUGAAGGAAAAAAUCAAAGUGAGUUUUUCCGGUCGUUGUUGUAAGCCCAAUGAUGCUUUUUUUAAUGAAUUUUAUACAGACCUGGACAAGGUCCUGAGAAAUUUGAAUAAUAAACCAAAAUAUAAGAAAGGACUGCAUGAGAAAAGGGCCAAACAAUGUAAUACUGGAACAGAAAAAGAUUCAACAACAGUAACACAGAAAAGAGCAGUCACGAAUGUAUCGGAGAUGAGACCUUUCAUGAAAUCUAUUGAUCAAAUUGGAAUAGAGCAGGCUGGGAUAGAGAGUCCGUUGACUACGUGGAAUAGAAUAGAGGUUUUAAAUAGCAAUGAAGAAGUAGAUAUUGAAGGCAUUGAAGACAACGUGCAUCAGAAGGAAAUAAUAGAACAAAGGAGAGAACAGGGUGAGGAGGAGAAAUAUUUCCAGCUAGAUAUAGGAGAUAAACUUGUGUACAUUCCUACCGAUGCAUCUACUGAAAUUCCAAAAGCGUAUGUGAUGGAUAAACAUAAAGCACCAGAGAUCCAUUUGAACACUGGACUAGGGAAAAGUCUAGUCUUUGAACAAAAGUCUUCUGUUGAUCCUACUGGAAUUGCAGAAAGAACUGUAGCGCCAGAGAUCCAUUUUAAUACUGGAACAGGGAAAAGUUUAGUCUCUGAAGCACAGUCUUCUGUUCAUCCUGCUGGAAUUACAGAAGAUACUGUUGUUAAAUCAGAGAUUAUGGACGAUUCGGCCGAUGACUCAGUGCCUAAAAUUACAAGCGUAUUCAGUUUGUCUGCAGACAGAGUUUCUACAGAAAACGACAAUGUUGAAGCAGAAAUACAAACUAAUGUGACAGGGCAAGAUAGAAACACGGAAAUAGAUUCUUUUUUUCAAGCGCCCAUUGAAACCCACAAUGCUUCAGGAAAGCUUAGCCCGUCACCAACAACAGAAAAGAAGGAAAUAGAAAAUUCCCAAGUCUCUUUGACGACUGCGACGGAUUCGAAAUUAUUAAAAAACCCGACAAAUCAUUCAAGUGGAAAGUGUCCUAUUUCACCUGGUUCUUCUGUUUGUCAGCUCACAUCUUCAAGUGCAACCAAGCUAAGAGAAUUAAAGAAGAAUUCUUCGAACAUUGGAAAGCUUGAGCGGCUAGUAAAAUCUACCGGUAAAGCAUUAAAUCAGUCCAACGUAUUUACUCUAUCAGCUUCCAACAUUUCAGGCAAGAUUGCUUCAGAUGUUAAACAGAGCAUCAAUUCCUCCUCUGCACAGAAACUGUUGAUCAUUCCAAAAUUAAAUGGUCCGCAUUCUGAAGGCAGAAGCACAUUAUUUAUCACUUCAACACAAAAUAAUAAACUACAAAACCUUUUGCCAAACUCAAAAUUACGCUUUAUUGUUGAUAAACCACAGACACCAGUGCCAACUACAAACUCGUGUAAGAGAAACCCUGGUGUUAAGACCACUGGCUUGGCGGUUGUUCCAAAGGAUCCCUCGAGGCCAAUUCUCCUAUUCCCGAACAAAACAAAUGCUUCUUUUAAACCUAUUGUAUCAGGUCAAAAAACUGUCAAUGUAAACAAUUCUCUUCAUUCAAAAACUGUUCCCUCCUUUUUCAAGACUGCAAAUCGAGGGAACCAAAGCACUGCGAGUUCUCACUCAGGCCUAGUAACAACUGCUUCUAAUAAUGGACUUAUGGUUCAAUCUGGGGUUUUAUCAGCUGUAAAUGAUCCAAUUGGAUCGUCUGAGCGGAGUAUGCUGAGCGGCAGUGCCCCUAUCAAUACAAAACCAAAUGGUAAUGAUAUUCAAUCACAAUGCACAGCUGAAUAUAGUCAUCCAAAUACAAUGAAGAAAAUUAAUUCUUCUGGCCAAGAAUGGGUAACAGUUAAGUCAAAGCCAGGUGACAAACACAAGUUUGAAGCUGCCAUUUUCACAGUCGUAGUUAAGGAGAAAAACAUUUCUAAAAUAAGCAAUCUGGCUAAAACAAUACCAGCUUUUGAGAGAACUAUUUCACAAACCAGGGACAGGGAUAAAGAACAGACCCCUGAACACAGUAUUUCUCAUGUGCACACUGAAAAAUUAGACACAAAGGAGCGAAUCAGGCAACUAAGAGAAAAGAUGCGCAAUCAUCAGGAGGAAUGUGAAAGUUUAAAAAAGACUUUAUCGAGCGAUAGUGAGUCAUAAGGAAUAAGGCAUUUGUGUUUCUUUAAAACUGAUUCUUUAACCACGUGAAGCUAAAAGUGUGUAAUAUUCAAGAGAAUAAUAAUAUACAAACAUAAUAAUAUUCUUAAUAUUAAAUUCGAAACCUAAAUGGACCUUGUGUUUAGGACAUAUUUACACUUUUAGACUUUCUCUUAUACAGAUAUCUUUAUUAUAAAGGAAAACAAGUGGAUGUUGUGAAUUGCUAACAGACAAAUAAAAGUCAAAAAGAGCCCACUUGAUUAUCUAGCAUCUUGUUAAACAACAAAUAUUAAUUUACAGACAUUUAAGUGAAGUUUGAAAUAAAUUAGCUGCAGAUAACUCAAACCCUAGAAUGUUUUGUGCAUUACAACAUUUACAUUGUAGAAGAUAGUAAUUUGU
Molecule: messenger RNA, 3436 nt
Organism: Saccostrea cuccullata (small rock oyster)
Lineage: Eukaryota; Metazoa; Mollusca; Bivalvia; Ostreida; Ostreidae
Exons: 3
Coding region: 104-3040 (978 amino acids)
Source: RefSeq, a predicted model, not a curated record